AGCGGCGCCGGCUCCCUCCCGCUCCCGCCUCGGCCCCGGGCUCCGAAGCGGCUCGGGGCGCCCUGUCGGUCGGCGUCGUCGCCCACCCCCCGCCCAGCCCCCGCCCCCGGGGACCCAGGCUCGCCGGCGCGCAGCGGGGAGCCGGCCGGGACGCGCCAUGGGGGGCCCCUCCGCCCUGCCCCUGCUGCUGCUCCUGGCCUGCUGCGGGGCGCCCGGCGGGGCCAACCUCUCCCAGGACGGCUACUGGCAGGAGCAGGAUUUGGAGCUGGGAACUCUGGCUCCACUCGGCGAGGCCAUCAGCUCCACAGUCUGGAGCAGCUCUGACAUGCUGGCCAGUCAAGAUAGCCAGCCCUGGACAUCGGACGAGACGGUGGUGGCUGGAGGCACUGUGGUGCUCAAGUGCCACGUGAAAGAUCACGAGGACUCGUCUCUGCAGUGGUCUAACCCUGCCCAGCAGACUCUCUACUUUGGCGAGAAGAGAGCCCUUCGUGAUAAUCGGAUCCAGCUGGUUAGAUCCACACCCCAUGAGCUCAGCAUCAGCAUCAGCAACGUAGCCCUGGCGGAUGAGGGCGAGUACACCUGCUCCAUCUUCACCAUGCCCGUGAGGACCGCCAAGUCCCUCGUCACUGUGCUCGGAAUCCCACAGAAGCCCAUAAUUACUGGCUACAAGUCCUCAUUACGGGAAAAGGAGACAACCACCCUAAACUGUCAGUCUUCUGGAAGCAAACCUGCAGCCCAGCUCACCUGGCGGAAGGGCGACCAAGAGCUCCACGGAGAACCAACCCGCGUUCAGGAAGAUCCCAAUGGUAAAACCUUCACCGUGAGCAGCUCAGUGACAUUCCAGGUUUCCCGUGAGGAUGAUGGGGCUGACAUCGUAUGCUCUGUGAACCAUGAAUCUCUAAAGGGAGCUGACAGAUCCACCUCUCAACGCAUCGAAGUUCUAUACACACCGACGGCGAAGAUUAGGCCAGACCCCCCACACCCCCGCGAGGGCCAGAAACUGCUACUCCACUGUGAGGGCCGUGGCAAUCCCGUACCCCAGCAGUACCUGUGGGAGAAGGAGGGCAGUGUGCCCCCGCUAAAGAUGACCCAGGAGAGUGCCCUGAUCUUCCCCUUCCUCAACAAGAGCGACAGUGGGACAUACGGCUGCACGGCCACCAGCAACAUGGGCAGCUACAAGGCCUACUACACGCUCAAUGUGAACGACCCCAGCCCGGUACCCUCGUCCUCCAGCACUUACCACGCCGUCAUUGGUGGGAUCGUGGCAUUCAUCGUCUUCCUGCUGCUCAUCCUGCUCAUCUUCCUCGGCCACUACUUGAUCCGGCACAAAGGAACCUACCUGACACAUGAGGCCAAAGGCUCGGACGACGCCCCGGACGCAGACACGGCCAUCAUCAAUGCAGAAGGCGGGCAGUCGGGCGGGGACGACAAGAAGGAGUAUUUCAUCUAGAGGCGCCCAGCCACCUCCUGCGCCCCCCAGGGGCCCCACGGGGACUGCUGGGGCCAUCACCAACCUGGACUUGUACAGAGCGACCCCAGGGCCGCCCCUCCCGCUUGCUCCCCAGCCCUCCCCACCCCCCUGUACAGAAUG
Messenger RNA from Mirounga angustirostris (Northern elephant seal), 1591 nucleotides. It is a transcript of the gene CADM3, whose product is annotated as cell adhesion molecule 3. Lineage: Eukaryota; Metazoa; Chordata; Mammalia; Carnivora; Phocidae. The transcript is spliced from 10 exons. The record is from RefSeq and is a predicted model, not a curated record. The coding region runs from base 158 to 1450 and encodes 430 amino acids. Gene Ontology annotation, cellular component: presynaptic membrane.